AUGAGUGCAGCCUUCAGUCCGUCAUUUAUGAUGAUGCAGCGUCCAGUGGGAAGCACCACUGCUUUCAGCAUCGACUCGCUCAUCGGAGGGCCGCCCCAGCCGAGUCCGGGACACUUCGUUUACACUGGCUACCCCAUGUUCAUGCCCUACCGAUCAGUGGUCCUGCCACCACCGCCGCCGCCGCCUCCCGGCCUGUCUCAGUCGGCUCUUCAGCAAGGGCUCCCCGCCACGCACCCUCACCACCAGAUUCCUGGUUUACCGAGCAGUUUCUGUUCCAGCUUGGCGCAGGGCAUGGCCCUCACUUCGACCCUCAUGGCUACCUUGCCGGGAGGGUUUUCCACUUCACCACAACACCAAGAGGCGGCCAGGAAGUUUGGGUCGCCCUCUCUCCACGCCGUGUUCGAUAAAACUCAGGAUAUGCGUUUGGAUGGAGAAGACGGGAAAACUUUUCUCGCCAAGGACACCACGGUACUUCCCUCAUUCCACGACUCCGAACCCGUGCAGUCCUCCACAGGAAGAACUCACAACAAGGACGAGUCAAAAGAUGAAGACUGCAACCGUAAAGAUGAGAGCUUUUCUAUGGACAGUGACUUAGACUACAGCUCAGACGAUAACGUGAACGGUAACUCACUGUGCCCGAAAGACGACGGAGACGCUAACGGAGGACUUGAGGAAGGUGUUCACAGUGGGAACGGCUCUGGUAACACGACAUCAACCGGCAAGAACCGGCGGCGGCGAACGGCGUUCACUAGCGAGCAGCUUUUGGAACUGGAGAAAGAAUUCCACUGUAAGAAAUACCUGUCUCUCACGGAACGAUCACAGAUCGCUCAUGCUUUAAAGCUCAGCGAAGUUCAAGUCAAGAUCUGGUUUCAGAACAGGAGAGCCAAAUGGAAACGGGUUAAGGCGGGCAACGUCAAUACCAAAACGGGCGAACCUUCGAGAAACCCCAAAAUUGUGGUUCCCAUUCCGGUUCACGUCAGCCGGUUUGCAAUAAGGAGUCAACACCAACAGUUAGAGCAAGCAAGGCCUUGA
Chanos chanos (milkfish) is the source of this 1032-nucleotide messenger RNA. It is a transcript of the gene gbx2, whose product is annotated as gastrulation brain homeobox 2. The coding region runs from base 1 to 1032 and encodes 343 amino acids. Gene Ontology annotation, molecular function: RNA polymerase II transcription regulatory region sequence-specific DNA binding; DNA-binding transcription factor activity, RNA polymerase II-specific. Gene Ontology annotation, biological process: regulation of transcription by RNA polymerase II; regulation of nervous system development. Gene Ontology annotation, cellular component: nucleus. NCBI's taxonomy places the organism in Eukaryota, Metazoa, Chordata, Actinopteri, Gonorynchiformes, Chanidae. The record is from RefSeq and is a predicted model, not a curated record. The transcript has 2 exons.